Messenger RNA from Hevea brasiliensis (rubber tree), 1948 nucleotides. Its product is annotated as thioredoxin-like 3-2, chloroplastic. NCBI's taxonomy places the organism in Eukaryota, Viridiplantae, Streptophyta, Magnoliopsida, Malpighiales, Euphorbiaceae. The record is from RefSeq and is a predicted model, not a curated record. Bases 267 to 818 code for a protein of 183 amino acids. Gene Ontology annotation, cellular component: chloroplast stroma. The transcript is spliced from 4 exons.
AAAUCAAAUCAUUUUGACAAAAAGGAACCAGUUUGCAUAUUUCAGAGCCCUGAGCUCUUAUCCUCGUACAAGAUGAACUCAAUUUUUGGAGUUGUGGACGCUGAAGAGAGUCUAAUCAGUUGCAUUGUUCUUAGAAUUUUUGUCAGCUAAAUAUCUUUUGGAUCCAUUCACAACGAAUUUUGGCUGCUUCUGGGGUUUAACUAACCUCCCUAUUUGUUCAGUUCAUCACCUGCAUUUCUUCUUCUCCCUUUUCUUGUCAAGAAAACAUGGCCGAAGCCAUCCGGUUCUCUUCCUCUACCAGAAUUUUACCGUCAAGAGCAAACCCAUUUCAUUUUCAUCUGUCCCGCGACGUUUCCUUGUUCAGUUUAUGCCAAAAUCUGUCAUCCCCAAGCUUCAAAACACUUUCUUUACCUAAAAAAUUAGCGGCUUCUUAUUUUCCCGGGACUUUUCAUGUGUUUGGAGGGGAAAUCGAGGUGAUUAAUGCUUGGAGCGGAGAAGGAUCCUUGCAGGAGCUGGAUGACUCGCCUGUUUCUGUUGAGCUGGAACCUAUUUGUAGCGAGAGCCAAUUCGAUCGGGUCAUAGCAGAAGCACAGCAACUUGAAGAAUCGGUUAUUGUUGUUUGGAUGGCGAGUUGGUGCAGAAAAUGUAUAUAUUUGAAACCGCAAUUGGAAAAGUUGGCAGCUGAUUACUAUCCAAGAUUGCGAUUCUAUUGUGUUGAUGUCAAUAAUGUUCCCCAUAAGCUUGUUGCUUAUGCAGGAGUCACUGUCAUGUAUAGCCAAUUCCAAGCAUGGAGAAAGCGGGGGGGCUGCAAUAAAUGACAGCCAGAGGCAGGGAGGAAGGCCAAACUUAUUGAACAUGAAAGAGGCAGGAAGAUAAGGGAUAGGCUUUGGCUCACAUGGGAUAAAGUAGAAAAGAAGGAUUGUAACAGCAGUAGAUCUUUCUAAAGAUGAAGCCGUAAACAGAUUUGAAUGGAGAAAAUGGAUCCAUGUGACCAACUACAAUUAGAUUGGGAAUUUGGGAUUAAAGUUUAGUUUAGCUAACUUGAACAUAUUAGAUAAAGACCUCUGCUGGUGUAACCAAAGAAUUCAUGAAUAUAACUCAAUGUACAUUCAUAUUUAUCUUUUUUGGCUUUAAGAAUUUGAUAUUCAUACACAAUUAUUGUGUAGGUUUGGAAAAAUUGCCAUUUAAAAUUCAUAUAUUAUGCCAAAUCCUUUUUGUGGUUGUUAAAUAAGCAUACCUCUAUGUUAGGUUUUGACAAGAAAUUUAGAUGAAUUUUUAAUAGAACCUUAACUGUAGGAUUACUGGCAAAAAAUAUGGAAAUCCAAUUAGAUUUUGUUUGGACUCUGGUGCAUAAAAUGGGUAGCUUAUUUAAGUCUCUCUCUCUCUCUCUCUCUCUCUCUCUCUCUCACACACACACACACACACACACACACACACACACUUUUAAAGAUCCCUUUUUGAUGUAUGGAAUUUCUUGGUAUCUCUUGCAUAUUUAAUGCCUUCUUACAGAAAUUUCUUUCUUGAAGUUAAUGGCCUGUUGCCUCUUUCUAUAUAGCAUAAUUUACUAGGUAUAUAUUUUUUGAGACUAACUGGUUUGCUAUUGAAAUGUGUUGGAUUCCCUGUAUGGUCACUAUAAUCUUUUUAAUAUCAACAAAAUUUAUUGGUUGAAUAUAAUAUAUCCACAGUCUAGGUAGCUUGUACUAACCAUUCAACAAUCACAGCUACAAUGUAUAACUUCAAUCUUCGUAAAAUACACUCUAUAAAUGCUUUACCCUUCUUUUUUUUUUGGUCUUUACUGAUGUGAGAGUCAUUUUCAUCUUGUUAAUCCUAUACUUCAUGCUUGUUUAAUGCAUAUCUCUCUAUUUCUAAUCAGCACUUGAUUAUUUCUUUUCAUGCAUAUGAAUGUGGACGACAAAACUUCUGCAGAAAAUGCCUACCAUACAGGUAA